Messenger RNA from Pisolithus orientalis, 667 nucleotides. RefSeq lists its product as uncharacterized. Gene Ontology annotation, molecular function: ATP binding; protein kinase activity. Lineage: Eukaryota; Fungi; Basidiomycota; Agaricomycetes; Boletales; Pisolithaceae. The record is from RefSeq and is a predicted model, not a curated record. The transcript is spliced from 3 exons. Gene Ontology annotation, biological process: protein phosphorylation. Bases 273 to 629 code for a protein of 118 amino acids.
CUUUUCAGUGCCAUGAUUGAGGUCACCUGCACGAUUUCCACUGUAUAGAGUACGUAUGCAGCUCCACGAGUUGGUGUAGGCACAAAUCCCGUGGCUGUAACUGGCCGCUGACUGACUUAUCAAGUCUCAAACGCUCCAUCUGUCGAUUGAUCAUUGAAGCUUGAAGCACCAUAGGCAAUAAUCUUUGUGAGACGCCCCACCAAUUCAUAUGCCCUUUACCACUCGGUCCUUAGUUGCUAUCUACCCUCUGGGGAUCGUAGUGGACCGUCCUCAUGCAUUCGAAUCAAGGCUCAUCACCCCUGGAAGAAUUCGCUCGACAGGCAUCUCGAUAUCGAAGAGGCGAGAUCAAUCUCAGCGGAAAGGUGACGAGGAAUGACGCGGUAGCGCGGGGAGGGUAUGCUACUGUAUAUCGCGGAGUUCUGAAUCCACUGGGACGGACGGUCGCCAUAAAGACGACAUGGGGAGGACCUCCAGGCGAUGAAGACACUAUCAACCGUGUCCUCAGAGAGGUGCAUCUGUGGUCUAAGCUCCAUCAUGAGAAUAUCCUCCCAUUGCUCGGCAUCACCACCGAUUUCGAUUUCACAAUGUCGAUCGUUUCCCCAUGGAUGAGGAGAGGAGACGCACUGUAAAUACGUGCAGAACUGUCGACGUCGACCCUCGCCCUCUG